AAUCCCACUAGUGGAAGCGGGACGGCAAGCUGGGGUGCGAACGGGAGAACUCAUAUUUUUUCGACAUCCAUCAUUCAACAUACAUCAGCGAAACAAACUUUCGGGUGAAUUUAUUGUAGUGAAAAAUCGGUAAAAAAUACCUGCGAAUCCGGAAUUACGGUGCGACAUCUUACGCUGGAAGUUGCCGUCCUCGAGGGGAACGUGUUUUUGCGCUUGAAUUCGAGCCUGCAGUUAUAUAAUUUCGAUUCUCCUGUGCCCGUAAAAAAGCGAAAAAAAGAAAGGUUCGGGUGGUGGGUCUUGGAUGCAGCAGGAGGACAGUGUCUAAUCCAGUGGAAGCAGAGUGACAAACAUCGAUACGGGGAUUCGAAGUGCUGCGUUACUGAAUGGGAUUUUACCGCCAGCAAUCAGCUUCCGACAGGGUAGGCAUACACAGCAACGACAGCUCCACGGGUUGUGCAAGGAUUUGAGGCUGCUUCUUGCUUUCGAUUCAUCGAUAAUAUUUUCACCAAAACGGCCACUAUAGCUAAGAAGCAUCUUUGAAAACGUGCGCUUGCUUUACACAAUCCAAUCAUGGACAACGACGGCCUGUCAAACGAGCAAACAGAGAAGGUACUCCAGUUCCAGGACAUCACGGGCCUGGACGACAUCAACGUGUGUCGAGACAUUCUGAUCCGCCACCAGUGGGACUUGGAGGUGGCAUUCCAGGAGCACUUGAAUAUCCGCGAAGGACGCCCAUCUGCCUACGCCACCGAAUCCCGAGCGCCACAGGUCGUCAACGAUCGCUUUCUGCAGCAUGUGUUCGCGGCCCAGCGAGGGCCCAGCGUUCCGGUGCCGUCCGGAAUCGGUGGCAUGAUCGGCUUCGUGGUCAACUAUGUGUUCAACUUUUGCUACAGCACGCUGUCGUCGAUAGUGACCGCAUUUCUCAGCUUAUUCAAAGAUCGAGAACGAAUUGUAACCGAUCCCCUAGGAGAUGUUUUAAACUUUAUUCAAAAUUAUAACGAAAAGUUCCCGGAACACCCGGUGUUUUAUCAGGGCACAUAUGCUCAAGCAUUGAACGAUGCCAAGCGGGAGCUCAAAUUCCUUCUAGUCUACGUGCAUUCCGAGUCAAAAACGGAAACGACCAGUUUCUGCAGGGACACCCUGGCCAAUCCUCAGGUAAUCGAGUACGUCAACCGACGGAUGCUGUUCUGGGCAUGCGACGUAUCUUCCCCGGAGGGAUACCGUGUUUCGCAUUCCAUCAAUGCCCGGACGUAUCCGGUGCUGGUCAUAAUUGCCCUUAGGGCGAACAAAAUGGUCAUAAUGGGCCGCAUGGAGGGUUACUGCAGUGCCGAGGAAUUGAUACGACGCCUGGAAACCGUAGUGAACGACAAUGAAGUUUGGCUCAACCAGGCCCGACAGGAUCGACUGGAACGUGAUCUCACGCAGACCCUGCGGCAACAGCAGGACGAAGCAUACCAAAUGUCCCUGCGAGCGGACCAGGAGAAGCAACGUCGGAAACGGGAGGAACGCGAGGAAGCAUUACGCGCCCAGCAAGCGAUCGAAGCCGAACAGAUGGCCGAGCAGCAACGUUUGGAAAACAUCGAGAGGCUCAAGCUGGAACUGGCCUCCCAAGUGCCUUCCGAGCCGGAAUCUGGCGCACCCGGUACAAUCAGCAUAGUUUUCAAACUUCCCAGUGGCCUGCGAUUAGAGCGGAGAUUCCAUGCGUCCAAUACCCUCAAGGACGUUCACAAUUAUAUAUUCUGCCAUCCGGAUGCGCCGGAUUCGUUCGAGGUCACUACCAAUUUCCCAAAGCGAGUGCUACAGUGCGAGGUUGAUAAUACCGUGGUAACUCUUGUCGAUGCGGGAUUGAAAAAUCGGGAAGUGCUAUUCGUAGCAGACUUGGACGCAUAGAGGUAAAGAUAGAGCACCGAUCUGGCCAACAUCGGUUAACAACUAAUCGAGAGCAUAUAAUAGUCCUAUAAGCAAAGCAAACACUAAGUUGUUAGGAUUGCGAAAAGAAUUGAUGAUCAUGAGACUGCAUGUGUGUAUGUGUGUCGAAGAACGAUUGUGUGAAAAGCGGAAACGCCGGUUGGAAUGCAAUCAGGAAAUGGUUACGCGAAUGCGCGCAGAGUAUCCUAUUUACUGCACACAUUCAUUUGCUUUGGAAUGUGUCUUCUCUCUGUUCGUUAAUGUAAUGAAAGAAAUUUACAAUUGGAUAAUCAUUUUCAUAGAUACACAAUACAACCAUUGGGCACUAAACUCACGAAAUUCGUAUUUUAAAACUACAAGAUAAUGUAAAAUGAGUAAUUUGUUUUGAUUCUUUACUUAAACCACAACUAGUUGGAUAUAAUUCGCAGGAUAACACAAUUUUUCUCCGCUGUAAAAUGAUACAAACUUGAAAGUCAAACAUUUCCCCUCAACAGGAAACAUUUUUUUUCAAUAAUGGUUUUAUAAUACAGCCGUACGUUUACUUAAUAAGAAUCGUACCCAUUGUGGAUGAUACAACAAAAAGCAUUAAUCGUUUCGUUAUUUUUUUUGAAUAGAAUCCUUA
Aedes albopictus (Asian tiger mosquito) is the source of this 2530-nucleotide messenger RNA. It is a transcript of the gene Faf2, whose product is annotated as FAS-associated factor 2. The coding region runs from base 571 to 1890 and encodes 439 amino acids. The record is from RefSeq and is a predicted model, not a curated record. Gene Ontology annotation, molecular function: ubiquitin binding. Lineage: Eukaryota; Metazoa; Arthropoda; Insecta; Diptera; Culicidae. The transcript is spliced from 4 exons. Gene Ontology annotation, cellular component: endoplasmic reticulum.